CACACACGCACACACACACACACUCACACACCGCCUCUGUCUGUUAUUAUCCAACACAGGCAAGUGCAGAACACACACACACUCUCACACACGCUCACAGAUUACUCAUUAAUUUUCUCGGAGCUCCAGGAGUUGCAGCACAUUUCACCGACUCUCAGAAUCUCAGCAUGCCGUCUCUGCGACACUCCUACACGGUCACAGCUGCGGAGGAACCGGCCUCUCUGCCCGGCUCUGAGAGAGCGAAUCUACGGAGGAAGAGCCCUCCUCUGUCCCGGACCAAGCUGGUUACCACCUUCAUGGGAUUGAUCAUCAACCAGGCCAAG
This is a messenger RNA of Trematomus bernacchii (emerald rockcod), 323 nucleotides long. RefSeq names its product ubiquitin carboxyl-terminal hydrolase 21-like. Gene Ontology annotation, biological process: protein deubiquitination. The record is from RefSeq and is a predicted model, not a curated record. Gene Ontology annotation, molecular function: cysteine-type deubiquitinase activity. NCBI's taxonomy places the organism in Eukaryota, Metazoa, Chordata, Actinopteri, Perciformes, Nototheniidae. Gene Ontology annotation, cellular component: cytoplasm.